GGCCAGCCUGAAGUUCAAAUUUGUCCUAUAGAACUCCUGCUGGACUUGAGUUUUUUCUUCUCCUUCUUCUGGUGCUCUUUUUUUUUUUGAUUUUUCUGUGACGGCAAGUUGGAGAUGUUUGGAAUCCAGGACAACCUGCCCCGCGGGGCCACAGCCAACAUGAAGGAGGAGCCGCUGGCCGUUCGCUCCUGGAUGCACUCGGCCGGCGUGGUGGACGCCAACACUGCUGCACAGAGUGGGGUGGGAUUAGCACGAGCUCACUUUGAGAAGCAGCCUCCAUCCAACCUGAGAAAGUCCAACUUCUUUCACUUUGUGCUGGCGCUGUACGACCGCCAAGGCCAGCCCGUCGAGAUCGAGCGCACCGCCUAUGUCGACUUUGUGGAGAAAGAAAAGGAGCCAAGCGGAGAGAAAACCAACAACGGGAUUCACUAUAAGCUGCAGCUUCUUUACAGCAAUGGCGUCAGAACGGAGCAGGACCUCUACAUCCGCCUCAUCGACUCCAUGACCAAACAGGCCAUCAUCUAUGAAGGCCAGGACAAGAACCCAGAGAUGUGCCGAGUUCUGCUCACACAUGAAAUAAUGUGCAGCCGCUGCUGUGAUAAGAAGAGCUGUGGAAACAGGAAUGAGACCCCAUCGGACCCCGUCAUCAUCGACAGGUUCUUCCUCAAGUUCUUCCUCAAGUGUAACCAGAACUGUCUGAAGAAUGCAGGAAACCCUCGAGACAUGAGGAGAUUUCAGGUGGUAGUUUCCACAACAGUUAAUGUCGAUGGUCAUGUUCUCGCAGUCUCUGACAACAUGUUUGUACACAACAACUCUAAACAUGGCCGCCGAGCCCGAAGACUGGACCCAUCUGAGGCAGCCACGCCCUGUAUAAAAGCCAUCAGUCCCAGUGAGGGCUGGACGACGGGUGGAGCCACUGUCAUUCUUAUUGGAGAUAACUUCUUUGAUGGAUUGCAAGUUGUCUUUGGCACCAUGCUGGUGUGGAGCGAGUUGAUCACCCCUCAUGCCAUCAGAGUCCAAACUCCACCCCGCCACAUCCCUGGGGUUGUUGAGGUCACGUUGUCUUACAAGUCCAAGCAGUUCUGUAAAGGGGCACCAGGACGAUUCGUCUACACAGCGCUGAAUGAACCCACCAUUGAUUAUGGUUUCCAGAGGUUACAGAAGGUCAUCCCCCGUCACCCUGGAGACCCUGAGAGACUGCCCAAGGAGGUGCUGCUGAAGAGAGCAGCCGAUCUGGUGGAGGCGCUCUAUGGGAUGCCUCACAACAACCAGGAAAUCAUUCUGAAGCGAGCGGCAGACAUUGCGGAAGCUCUCUACAGCGUUCCCAGGAACCACAACCAAAUCCCAUCACUAGGCAACACAGCCUCGCACGGCAUGAUGGGAGUGAACUCCUUCAGUGGUCAGCUGGCUGUUAAUGUCUCUGAGACCACGCAAGUUGGUUACAGUCGUAACACCAGCAGUGUGUCACCACGAGGAUAUGUACCAAGCUCCACCCCCCAACAGAGUAACUAUGGUAAUACGGUCAGCAACAGUAUGAAUGGUUACGGCAAUGCUGGCAUGCCGAACCUCGGGGUAACAACGUCACCUGGUUUCCUCAACGGCUCGUCGGCCAAUUCGCCCUACGGCAGUAAGUAUCAAGUCGUUCCCUCCAGUCCCACCAUGGCCGUAUCAAACUGUAACUCAUCUCAUGGAGUGUUCUCCUUCUCGGCUGCCGUUAAACAGAAGAGCGCCUUUGCUCCUGUCAUUCGGCCAUCAACUUCUCCUCCUCCACCAAACUGUUCCGCCAACAAUGCCAAUGGGCUGCAAGCUAUGUCUGGCCUCGUUGUUCCACCCAUGUAGAUAAUCUUCUUCCUCUGUCUUCACUUCUCUCCUCUCCCCCUCAGCCUUGAACACCAAUCACCUCAUGGGGGAGGGGCCUGUGGCCUCUGGAGGUGGGGCCUCAGGUAGCAGCUGAAUAGUGCGAGUGGACAAAUGUCCAUCUGUAAAGAAAAGAGACUUUCUGGGCAGCUGUCUUCUUCAGGUGCUAUCAGCUCCUUGUAAAGGAAUUUAUUUUCACUGCUGAUGUAAAACAAUGAUGUCACUCAAGGAAUGUGCAUCACUUCCUCUACAUGUGACGAUUUGCCAACAAAAUAAUAAUCUGGAGAUUACAAAGAUUAAAAGCCACAAAUGAUGGGAAAUGUGUUUGUAAGCUUAUUCUGUUGUUCACCACCGUGAUCGAGGACAGUGACAUCAUCACUUACUGCAGAAACACCUGAGAUCAGGUGAAGCUCAGUGUGGGGGGAGCAAAAAGUAUAUUUCCUGUUAAGAGUUUUAAUUUUAUUUUAAAGCAAAAAGGAGAAAACAAAUUCCUCCACAUUAUAAUAUUUAGUUAUUUUUCUGUUCAGCAGUAACACUUAAUAUGAAAACUUUGCUUCAGUCAGAACAGGAAGAAAUAAACUUUCCUCUCUAAAAAGUGGAUCUCUACAAGAACAAAGGAGACUUCGUUUGAAGGAUGUUGGUGUUGAACAGAUUAAAAUGUUUAAAAAUGUUAAAUUCUUGUUUUAAAAUACAAAAAAAAAGUUUCCAUUUGGCUCUCAAGAAUUCAGAAACAAUGACGGAUAAAACUUGUCAUUUUAGGGAAAUUUUAGGCAAUCCAAAAUAACACGUUUAGAUUUGUUGGAAAGAAAGAAGAAAGUCAAAGAUAUCUUUGUUUUGCAAUUAACAAAAGUUUCCUGGUGGAAAUCUCAAUGAAUGAAGCAUCAACUGAGGAUGGAAGCAUUCCUGUCUGCACACUGAAAAAAGAACCCAAAGUGAAACUAUGUUUGGUGUCUGUGUCCCACACUGAGACAUCCCCUCUUUUUUCUUUCAAAAAUGAGUAAAUCCAGAAAUAGUUCAUCUGAACAUUAAAUAUGAACACGUUUCAUAUUUACAUAUUUAUGAACAUCUUAACUUGAGCACAAGCACUUGUGAAAACCGUGUAAAAAGAUCUGAUGAAAGGAAAAUUAAAGAUGAUCUGUACUUCCAUACCCCCCCCCUACUUCAGCACCACCCUAUUUGUCUGUUUAUUUGCUUGCACUGUAAAAACAAUUCCUGCAUCUGAUACGCUACUGUGAAGUCCGUCUUCUUGUUCCGUCUCGAUCUUAGCCCCUCCCACUGUCCCAUGCCCCACCCCCAGCAUUCUAGCCCCACCCAAUGUUUCCUUGUGGGAUUUGUGAUUUUUGGCAAAACUUGUAGCAAACUGAAUAUUUCUACGUCACUGUGGUUAAAAACACACUCCUGCCUGUCACCGUGGCAACCUGUUUUUGUACCAUACAGAAUAUAAAUAUUGUAUUUAUAUCCAAUUGUUUUUGUAUUAAUGGAUAUUUGUCCUGUUGUCCUCAGAUGUGUGUAUGCGUGUGCAUGUGGUGGUCUCAUACCAAAAAACAGCUUUUGUUUUCAAUCCAAGACAAAAAGCCAUCAUCACAUUUUUAAUUACCUGUCAGUCAAUGCUGAUAUCCAAUCAGCUCUACUUGUUUAUUUUAAAUGUAAAUCAUGCUUUAAUGACUGUUUGGUUGUAAUUUAUUCACAGUGAAUAAAGUCAGCAGGUUGCUCUGGCA
Nothobranchius furzeri (turquoise killifish) is the source of this 3575-nucleotide messenger RNA. It is a transcript of the gene ebf3a, whose product is annotated as EBF transcription factor 3a. Gene Ontology annotation, molecular function: DNA-binding transcription factor activity, RNA polymerase II-specific; RNA polymerase II cis-regulatory region sequence-specific DNA binding. Gene Ontology annotation, biological process: regulation of transcription by RNA polymerase II. The record is from RefSeq and is a predicted model, not a curated record. NCBI's taxonomy places the organism in Eukaryota, Metazoa, Chordata, Actinopteri, Cyprinodontiformes, Nothobranchiidae.